AUGUCUGGCAGUCCGUCCAAAUCGUUGAAAGGGGGCGCAAAGACGAUCGGCUCCUCGCACUUUGAUCCUGUCCGUUUCCUGGAAUCGUGGAAUGCAAGUACCCGCGCGCCACAGAACAACGACCUGCGCGCCGCGAUCAUGAAUGCAUUCGGCCUUAAACCGACCGAUGACUAUGUCUAUCAUGCCAUCGCGAGCGUGACUCUCGCCCAGGUGCAAGUAGCCAUCGACCAUGGCUCUGCAAACGGCAUGCACGCAUGGUACCGAGAUGAAGCUGGCCAGCAGAUCGCACCACCCAGUCAGGCCGACAUAGAAGCUUACACCCAAAUUUUCUCGCCCACAACGGCUACUUCGAAAGCCCUCGCCGCGUUUGCCGGGAAUGCGAAGAAAGGGUCGCUCAGAGCCAGUAUAUCGAAGCAUCUUGUGGACAACUUCUUUCCGCCCUCCAAGGAAUCGGGUCUCGUGCUACCUGCCAAACAAAAGGCUGUUCCGAUCCCAAAUCCCGCCUUCGAUUUCUGGACCUGGAGCUCCCAUUGUCUGGAGUGGGCAGGACCAAAUGCCCACACUGUGAAUGUCAAGCAGAGCCACCACAUACUGCCCGUCUUUUAUCACCACUUUGGCUGUGUUUGUCCGACAUGGGAUGCGCUAAGUUUGAUCAGUCAGCUCGCCAAACCACCGAAGGCAGUAGGCGCUUCUACUGUCGAACGGCCCGUCUUGGAUCUCGGCAGCGGAAACGGGUAUUGGACAUUUCUACUCAGGCGCGUGGGUCUUACUGUGUAUGCAGUAGAUAAUGCCCUGUCAGCAUGGCGAACGAUGUGGAUCGGUGACACGAUAUCGGCAGAUGCUGUCUCAUUCUUGAAGACGCCACAAAAAUAUGUCAAGACGACUUCUGCUGCACAGGCCAUACCCACAGCAUCAGCGAUCGGGACGAGGGGCCAAGGCGCGGUGCUAUUGCUUGUUUACCCGCAGGUUUCGAAUGACUUCACACCGAGUGUUCUGCAGACGUUCAACGGCGACGCCGUUGUUGUCGCGGGUACGCAAAAUUUGAACGGUUUUACGGGACCACCUGGCGAAACGGUUACGAGUUGGAUGGCUCGAGAGCGGCCCGAAUUUGAGAGAGUGGCUCAGAUACCUCUCCCCAGCUUCGCGGGAAAAGAUGAAGCACUGUUCAUAUUUGUUAGACGCAAGGACAUAUAA
Molecule: messenger RNA, 1194 nt
Organism: Verruconis gallopava
Lineage: Eukaryota; Fungi; Ascomycota; Dothideomycetes; Venturiales; Sympoventuriaceae
Exons: 2
Coding region: 1-1194 (397 amino acids)
Source: RefSeq, a predicted model, not a curated record